Molecule: messenger RNA, 1406 nt
Organism: Ostrea edulis (European flat oyster)
Lineage: Eukaryota; Metazoa; Mollusca; Bivalvia; Ostreida; Ostreidae
Exons: 3
Coding region: 346-921 (191 amino acids)
Source: RefSeq, a predicted model, not a curated record
AUAUAACAUUCUUGAUCCGCCCACAAAUAAUUUGCGCAUGUAAAUGCACAAGCGUUUAAUCCUGUAAACAAUUGGACAAUAUCCUUAGAACUUUUUUGAUACCGCGUGUGAUUUGCGCACCAUGUCAGUUCUCGUCCCUUUGAUUUACGUUGAACAGGUGAGGCGAUAGGAGUUUAAAUCGCUCGGUUGACCUGGAUUGACACGGCGCAGGUGAAUCGGAACGGAAGCCAUUUUUAGUCAAGGAAAACAACACUGCUAAGCGCGAACGUGCCAUUCCGUUAUAACAUUCUCCAGAAGAUGGUGUGAUAGUUUGCAUGAAGUAUUAGUUUAUCUUUUAGUAUCGACAUGUUUUCACAAACUGUGACAGUUAUUCUGGGACUCUGUUACGUGGUGUGUACAUUACUACAAAUCACAGGGUUUGCUACCCCGGCCUGGGUAGUGAGUGACUACAAUGGGGAGAUCUACGAAUCUAAUGGGCUCUGGUAUAGCAUAUCAUGUCGGGACGGAGGAGAAUGUGAAGCGAAAACCUACCAAGAAAUUCACAAUGAAUACAAGACAGCCGCCGGUGACAUGGUGUAUGCAGACCAAAUUCAAGAAAUCGUGAUUGCUGCACUGUCCGUGGCCUCGGCAAUUGCUGCAUGUGUCCUUCUGUUGCUCAACAUCUGCAUCAAGCACCAGCGGCCAGCCCUCUCUCUCGUGGCAGUUCUCUUCACCUUUGUUUCAGUCUCCCUCAUAUGGACAAUAAUCUCUUCGACAUUGGUGCCUAUCGCAACAGAACAGUCGAAAACAUACAGCUUUCCGUACUCACUGUUCCUGUCGGCUCUUGGCUCGUUUGGGUCAUUAGUACUAGCCAUGAUUUACUUGGUCCGCCUUCUGAAGGUGAUGAAUGUCCUCUCACCCGCCUAUCAACCUCUGAAGUGAACUCCCGAUCAUUUCCAGAAAAUACGAUAUACAUGUAUCAUGGCGGAGGCAGCGUGACGAACGACUGUUUUGAGACAGAUUUCGGUGCGCUACAUGAAUACGGAACGCUCCUCGCUUUCUAUACAGGAUACACAGAAAUACGGAACUCUAUUCGCCAAUUUAGUGCUAUCUAAAUCCAUUGUUAUGUUGCUUUGUUACGUAUAUUAAUAAUCUAUACAUAUUAUUUUUUAAUCUACAUACAAUCUUUUGAACUGUUAUACAAUUGUAACAAUACAAAAUCUAAUUAUGUGCAUGUACAUGUAUGUGUUACAAUUUUUUUUUUUAAAUUUCAUUUAUGUUUAUGUAAUGUAAUUAUAUGUGGUGUAAACGAGUACACCAACAAACUGCCGUUAAUGUGUAAUACUGGACUGCUUUUGUUUUCUGUUCUGAACAUUUUAUCAUUGUUAAAACCACCAUUUAUAUUAUAAAAACAUGAAAAAUAGUUA